This is a messenger RNA of Schistosoma rodhaini, 1402 nucleotides long. Lineage: Eukaryota; Metazoa; Platyhelminthes; Trematoda; Strigeidida; Schistosomatidae. The record is from the annotation of a GenBank genome assembly.
UAUUACCACAGUAUGACAGGUAAAUUAUUUAGAAUUCCAAAAUCAAUUGACGUUUCGAUUACGACUUAUCCACUUUUAAACCAAGAAUGUAGAAAACCUAAUAGAAAGAGAAAGUUCAAAGACUUUCAACCACUUAUUGAUCGUAAUGCAAUACAUCCUAUCACUAGUCUUAUGCAUAAUUUGCAAGAGAUUGUACAACCUGCCUGUGAUAAGUCUAUUCAAUCAACGAACGAUAUAAAUCUACUGUAUGAUAUUUAUGGAAACAAUCAUGCAGAGAAAAGACGUAUUAUUAACUUCUCUAAACGCUCCCCUCCUCAUCCUGAUUAUGUUUUAUCUGUUUUGUCACCAAAACAAAUAUACCCAGACAUGGAAUCUCAAAGCUUGAUAAAAGUUGGCCUACAGCCAGAUACAUCUGUCCUUAUAUGCAUGGCAGAUGGAUGUGAUGUUUCAUUUUAUAUGACAAACUGUUUUGUAAUUCCAGAUAUUAAUUUUCAAGUAACCCAUCAGGAAAAGAUAGCGUGGACAUAGAUUAAAUAAAGGAUUUUUCGUACACUUAGUUUUUUUCAUACAAAAAUCUCGAGUCAACCAUUUCAAAAUCCUGACGUUUUUGGUUUAACCAGUUUCACGUUCAUUUUAUCCAGUAAAUGAGCAAUGGGUUGACCUUUAGGUUCUAUUCUUACUUAGUUUUUUUCUCGCAGAACUAGUAAUCGAACCUCUCUCAAAGAAGUAAUUGAUAAACUUGACUCUUAUUGCCGUCUCAUUGAUGACAGUUUCAUUAUCGUUGAUCAGAACAUUAGAAAAAAUUUGUUAGGGCGAUUUAACAAAAUACACUCAGGAAUCAGAUUCAUGUGUGGGGGAAUUCGGUAAAAAAUUACACUUCUUUCACGUUGUGUUUAAUAGAAAAGAAAAUGUUCCUAGUUGUAUGCUAUCCUCCAUCGAGACUUGCUUUCAAGCCGUCAUCAACAUACGUAUGUACGAUAUCGAUAUCAUGGCAUUUUCUACCAUAUCGUCAGUAGCCAUCGGUAUUUUGUUAUAGGCUGCAACCAAGUCCAUUUUUGGAGUGACAGUUUCACCUUUUAUGGUAGUUGUCAAUUCGUGAAUGUGAGUCAACGAGUAACGAUCGCGAAUAUUUUUGGCAUUCAAGUGCCGAUAAGCACCGGUUUGACGCCAAUCGUUGCUGUCCUUUUUAGGGACCAUGUGCAGUGGAGAUACCGAUGGUCUCUUUGACAAUCAAAUGAUUCCUAACUCUUUUAUGUGGUUAAAUUCAUUUGUAGUCAACCCCAGCUUUUCGGGAGUCAGUCGAAAAUAUAGGUGGUCCUAUAGUGUUGGUGUUAUGUGUAACAUUACUGGUUACAUACGGCUACUUCGGUUGCAGUUGUUAUAUCCCAGAGUACUUAUCGAG